AUGUGCGAAUGCGUAUCCCGUAUAACUACUCCUCCUUGGGUGGUGAUCCUCCUUGCUGUACACGCCACCAUAUCACGCAUAUUAUGUUUAACACCGGCAGCCAGAGCACAGCAAGAAAUCGAUGAUGAGUCGGAGUUCAGCUACGACUGCGGGGCAGAGAACGGGCCGGAGAACUGGGGCAAGAUCAAGGAGGAGUGGGCGAUGUGUGGCACCGGGCGGAUGCAGUCGCCCAUCGACCUCUCCGACCGCCAUGCCGCACAGGCGCCGAACCUCGGAUACCUCAACCACUCCUACCUCCCCGCCGAGGCCUCCAUCGUCAACCGUGGCCAUGACAUCGCGGUGACGUUCCAGGGCGGUGCCGGGAGCUUGUGGAUCAACGGCACUGCUUACCACCUCAGGCAGGUGCACUUGCACUCCCCCAGCGAGCACCACCUAAACGGCCGCCAGUACAGCUUGGAGAUCCACAUGGUUCACCUCAGCGCCGAGAACAAGGCUGCCGUGAUCGGCCGCCUCUAUAAGAUUGGUAGGCGCGACCAUUUCCGGCACAAGCUAGAGCCUUACCUGCGGAGGAUGGCAGACAUGAAGGAGAAGGAUGAGAAGGUCGGCGUGGUGGAUCCCUGGGAGGCGAGGGGCGACGGCCAAGCCUACUACCGGUACAUGGGCUCCCUCACCACGCCGGCGUGCGACGAGGGGGUCAUCUGGACCGUUAUCAAGAGGCUACCUACCUUGCUACGUUGUUAAUGACUUUUAUCGAUCACAUUUAGGCCUUGUUUGUUUGGCCUUUUGCGUCUACUUUUGCAGCUUUUCCACAUUAGCCGAAAAGCCAUGAAAGCUCCCAAAUAACUGUUUUUUGAAGCUUUUAUGGCUUUUGGUUAAUCAAUAAAAUAUUGUUUAGCUUCAAAAAGCCGUAAAAGCUCUAAAAGCACCUAUUUAGGAACUUUUAUGGCUUUUUGGCUAAACUGGAACAACUACAAAAGCAGAAGCAAAAUCUCAAACAAACAGGGCCUUAGACCGUUAAUGCUAAAAUUAUGGGCAUACGGUCACUAACGCCCCUGAUAUUCUCUAACAAUAGUGAUCCAAAUUUUAAAACUAACUAUGUGCUUUUACAGGUUGCCACCGUGUCAACUCACCAACUGAAGCUUCUCACGGACGCUGUCCACGAUGUAUUGCUCCGAUCUUUUUCAAGAAAGCAAAGUGCAUAAAUUUGUUUGUUUGUACUAUGUGUAGGGCUUUGAGAUGAACGCGAGACCGCUUCAGAAGGUGAAUGGCAGAGAUCUCAGCUUUUUCUGCCCUGAUGAUGACCAUGAACGCUAUUACGCUGCUGCUGAUCAUUAAUUAGCUGUAUACUUGAGCCAACCUGAUGGAUUGACAGCAUGUGUGCUAAUGUGUUGGCACCGGCGAACAAGAGCAAUGACAUGGAACAUUGCAAACGAUCGUGACUCUGCCACAAGCAGGGAUAUUUGUUGGCCUUGGC
Molecule: messenger RNA, 1474 nt
Organism: Triticum dicoccoides
Lineage: Eukaryota; Viridiplantae; Streptophyta; Magnoliopsida; Poales; Poaceae
Product: alpha carbonic anhydrase 7-like
Exons: 5
Coding region: 1-741 (246 amino acids)
Biological process (GO): one-carbon metabolic process
Molecular function (GO): zinc ion binding; carbonate dehydratase activity
Source: RefSeq, a predicted model, not a curated record